UAACUGUAAAAUAUGUUAGUUAGUAUAAGUCAUGUAAUUCUUCCAAAAUUGGGAUUUGGAGUUAUAUUAUUUUAGAACAAAAGACGACAGAGGUCCGUGGCACUGUUCAUGAUACAAUCUAAUGAGUGUAAUAUUGGAGCCAUCUUCUAUUGCUCGGCACAUCCCAUUUCAUUCCUAAUUCGACGUCAAGGAAAGUCAUUUCUUGCUUUAAAAUAUUGGUUACAUUCUUGAUAUUAGUGGAUCAAUGUAUAGAUAGGUGACUAUAAAUCUAAUUUGAUUUAAAAUUUUCUCAUUAACUGCACAGAUAUUGACUUGACUGGAAGGAUGGAACAUUAAUAAACAGCAAGGACUACUUAAAGCAAUGUCGGACGGAUUUCCUGGUAUGACGGACGAUACUAGGUCCAGGAUAAAGGAAACAUGGAACAGAUUUUCAGAAAAACAAGAAGACAUGUAUGAGCUUGGUAUACCAAUGUUUGAAAAGUUAUUUGAACUGAAACCUGAGACAAAGAAACUAUUUCAUUUUGACGAGAGUAACCCAGAAAGGUGGGCAAAAGUAAAGGCACAUGUCAAACUAUUAUUUGAUACAAUGGGCUUUUCUAUUAGUAUGAUUGAUGAUCAAGCAUCAGUGACACCAAUAAUUGUAGACCUAGGUACAAGACAUUUUUACUAUGGAGUAAACCAGAAUUUCUACCUCGUAUUUGGUGAAUGCCUUGUUCAUGCAAUUACCAAAGCUCUUGGUGAAAGCUUUACCGAAGAAGAUAAGACAGCAUUUAUGACAUUCUAUCACUGGAUUGGUGGAUGUAUAGUGAAAGGAAUGUCAAUGGAAUCUCUCAGAAAAUAAACAAAAAAUGAUAUUAAAUUAACAGGACCCUUCCGUUUGAUAUUAAUCUAUGAUAGCAAUACAAAGACUUCAUUAUUACCUUAUAAUCAUUGUAUAAUAAUUGAUUACCUUCAAACAGUUUUAUAUAUAUAUAUAUGACCCCUCUAACAAGAAAUU
This is a messenger RNA of Mytilus californianus (California mussel), 997 nucleotides long. Its product is annotated as neuroglobin-like. The transcript is spliced from 6 exons. The record is from RefSeq and is a predicted model, not a curated record. Gene Ontology annotation, molecular function: oxygen binding; heme binding. The coding region runs from base 362 to 841 and encodes 159 amino acids. Lineage: Eukaryota; Metazoa; Mollusca; Bivalvia; Mytilida; Mytilidae.